AUGCCCAUCUCCCUGUCCUCGACCGCGCUGCCUUUCCUGACCACCUCUCUGCACCUGGACUGGCUGCGCUCAGUCCUAUUUGGCAUCACUCCUCCCCCGGACCUGACAAUUCGUCCAGCCUCUGGAUCUCUUCUCGCAGUCAGCUAUCUCUCAACAUGCCUUGCCCUCGGCAUACUCUCCGCCAUGACCCUACCUGAGCGCACCAACACGACGGCGUGGAAAUGGUUCCGCUUCAUCUCCUGGCUUAUAGUCGUCAAGCUCAGCGUCGACUUCUCCAUCGACCCUGCAGUGAGCCUCGGAGCCCCUUUGAGGGACAUGGUUAUGCCCCUCCUCGGCUGGAAUGCUUUGGCGAGGAUGACGGAUCUCUGCGUUGUGAGCGUGUGGGAUGGAGAAGAGCGGGACAGAGCGCCGAGAUGGAUCGUUCCUGCUGGGAGCAAGCUGCUGAGGGGUGUUAAGGAGGGAGGCGAAGCUAAUGGACAGGCACAGGUUGCCAGCUCGAAGGACACCUUGAUGCAGUGGAAGGUGGUCCCUCACUCACAGUACCCCCUCCUCUCGCUUCGGCGCCUCCUCUGGGCACUCGACCACAUCUCCCUCCUUCGACCGGGCACAUCCUGGUUCCUACCCGCUGAGCAGCGCGCUCUCGAGUGGUCAUUGCCCAUUCUCACUCAACCUGCCAAACCGCAUCACCACCGCUUCUUCGCAAGGAGCGAGGGGCUACCCUAUCUGAUCACCAGCGUGGUGCUGAGCGCAGCAGGAGCGCCGAUGUUCAUGCGCAUGAUGAGCUCGAUCCCGCAGUCCAGCACGGGCACAGGAGCGGACAACUUCUAUGCGCUCAAAUGGUGGGAGCAGGGCUUCAUUCCUCUUUGGAUAGGCCUGAACGUACCGCUACAGUGGACGGUGAUGGAGACGCUCUUCCUGUUUCCCCUCACAAGACGUUUCCACAUACUUCCUUCUACGGCCUUACUGCCCGCAUUCGCCCACCCUCUCCUGGCUAGCGGGCCGACCGACCUUUGGGGUCGACGAUGGCAUCCCUUUGUGCGUCGAACGGCGUGGCGCAAUGCGAGCUUGUUCGUACCGCGCAGCUGGGGAGCGUGGGGUAGUAGACUGGGAAGCUUCGUGAUCACGGGUAGCCUGCACGGAUGGGCGGUCAUUCGCUGGAUACGUCCGCUGCCUCCUUCUACGCUGCACGCCCUCGUCGUGCUCCUAUUACCUGGGCCGAUGGCAUUGUUCGUCGGACAGGGUGUCGCGUGCGUCCUGGAGCUGCUGCUGCUCGGCCCUCCCCCGGCUGGGCGUGGUGAGGAGAAGGGAUGGAGAGCGUGGGCUCGGUGGGUCUGGCUGUGGGUCAGCGUGGCGUGGAUGGGGCGCUGGUUCAUUGCUACGAUCGUGAGCUUGGGGAUGGCGACGACAGAGUCACACGAAGGGGCUUGGAAGUGGGUAUGA
Messenger RNA from Jaminaea rosea, 1440 nucleotides. RefSeq lists its product as hypothetical. The coding region runs from base 1 to 1440 and encodes 479 amino acids. The transcript has a single exon. Lineage: Eukaryota; Fungi; Basidiomycota; Exobasidiomycetes; Microstromatales. The record is from RefSeq and is a predicted model, not a curated record.